Anopheles merus is the source of this 8069-nucleotide messenger RNA. RefSeq lists its product as uncharacterized. The record is from RefSeq and is a predicted model, not a curated record. The transcript has 11 exons. NCBI's taxonomy places the organism in Eukaryota, Metazoa, Arthropoda, Insecta, Diptera, Culicidae. The coding region runs from base 1199 to 5599 and encodes 1466 amino acids.
UUCCAGUGCGUGCAGCAUACCUCAAUAUUUGGGUAGAAAGUACGAGUUUUCACGUUCUGGAGUAUGUUGCAAUAGAAAGGCGUAGAGCAUUCAGUGUGUUAUCAUGCAGUACAACACGGUCUAGGCGGUGGGUGCUUGCUUUUAGUGCAGUUACAGUAUUUCGCAUAAAGUUCCGCGUAAACCCAAUUGUUUUCGUCGUGCAUUGUAGUGUGCGCGAUUUUUGGGCAGUUUAAAUUAUGUUCGAAUAACAUAGGAAACCCCGUGGCGUUGAGAAAAUCCGCACGCACUGGAUAUUUGAGUGAGAGUGAGUUAUUAAUCGUAAGCACAGCGCAUUGGCUAUGGCUAGUGCUAGAGAGAGAGUGAACACGCAACAGAAGCCGAAGCUUCGUGACACGCGAAACAUAUAUGCGGUGCGCAGCAUUUGCUGAUUCGCCUUUUGGAGGUUUGUCCAAUUAUUGUUGUGCAUCUAGUGGCCUGUUUCUUGGUUUGUUGUGCUCGUGGUGAUAAUCAACUGCAAGAAAGUGUAGUAGUAAUUUAAGAAAUGCUAAACGAUUCAGUGCUAACAUACAGUGCUCUAGUGAUCAUCUUGUAUGAAAUGAUUACCAGCGUAUAGAAUGCUGGUGAAAAGGUAGUUUCAUUCGCGCUCCUGGGAGAGUGUUUGUGUGUUGAUGUUGGGCUGGAAUGUGAAUAAUUAAUCCGUCGAAUAAAUCGUCACUGUGCGUGAAUGUCCGUCGCUUAAGUUGGCAGUAACAGUAGUUCUUCCAGUGGACUAACUAGCAACCACCAACAAAUCGUAAAUGUUUUGCGUGCCGGGAGCCGAGAGAGCCUAUUUACACGGUCCAUGUUUUGCAGGAUAACAGCAAAAGUAUAGUGGAAAGCUUCCAGCGACACAUCAAUGCCACGUGUAAGGUUUGUCUAUCCGGACCGGACCUGUAGCAGCAGCUGGAACCAGUUGCCGAUUUUCUGCAAUCAUUACUAAAAAGUACAAAUGUCUGCCAUCCGUCGUUGUGACGAUUGCCGUUACUUCCGCUACUGCCGUCGUCAGCCACAUGGCCAUAGCCAGUUUGCCAUCGUAUUGUAGCACACAUUCCAAACAGCACAGUUGAAGAAACGAAAUUCAUUGAUUGUCAUCAGUACGUUCAAAUUGUUUUAACAUAUUUGUUUGCAAACGCAAAGUGUUAGAUUUGUCGCAAGAAUCAUGGUCCUUGAUACGGUACGAAACGGCGAUGGCACGACGACAGUGGCGGCCUUGCGCGGGUCUUCAAAUACAGCGACCGGAGGACCGGUUCUAGUGAGACCCACCUCACUUCAGCCACCAGAAAAAGAGCCUGUGAACUUUCAGAUCAAUCUGAUCGGGGCCCCACCAGAGGUGGAACAGCUGAUAGAACACAUCAAAUCUGUCGCCGAGCAGUUUCUGUAUCAUUGGAAAACGUUCCCGAUCAACUUACCAACUCCUCUUUCAAGCAGUCCUGGUGGUGGUUUUGGUAAUGGUGGUAAUGCAGCUGCACCAGGCGGAGGACAGAGCGUAACCUCCCUAUCGGUAGCAGGAAGCGGUGGAGGAAGCAAUGCGAACAUACACAGCACAGUCGUGAGCAGCGUAAAUCGGAAGACUCGUCCAAUCAAUCUGCGCGAUUUAUUUAUCGCACCUCCGUUCGACGAGCUGGACGCAGUUGCUGCCGAUGGCACAGGGGAACCGCGUUUGCUGACCAAUGCCCAGUUGCGAUCAUUGCGUGAGCGUGGCUUGCAAAAGGACAAAUUUGGAAAACCGAAGAAAUUGAAUUGCGAACAAUUGGAAACGAUACAGUUCACUGGAGAGUUUGAGGUACCGAGUUUGAACUUUCCGGGACAAGUACAUCGCUGGCGAUUGUCACAGUUUCUGCAGAAAGGAUCCGAUAGGACAAGGGACUCGCUGCUGAGUGAUCUGGCACUAUCCGCUCGCUUCAUCGUUAUCACUGCCAAAGAACGCCUAACCGGUCACUUUUUCUCUGUUGCCCAUGCCUUUCGAGCACUGCUGCAGGGAUUGAUUAAGCUGGUGGACAUGAUUGUCGGUGUUCCUUCAUUGCUAGCGCAUAAUUUAGAUAACAAAAUUAAAGAAGAGCGUUGUCGGUUUUUGGUAGCAGAACUAGUUUGUAGGAACGAAUAUGAAGACUGCCUAGAUUCGCUAUGUAGCUAUGUGCGCCACCAACUACGCCGAGCCACCAUGGAAAAGUUCGACGUGAACUGCAACCAAGCGCAACCGAUUCCUUAUCUAUACGUGACACCCAAAGGACAGGACAUCGAUUUGCGUCUCUUCUCUAAGGACACAAUGCGUCGGGCUCUUCCGAUACUUGUUGGUAUUCUGGAGAAGGAAACACGCGGCUGGUUUUUACACUUUCGUGAAAGGUUGAUAGCCGAACUGCGUGAAAGAAAAAUGACGGACGCCGAAAUUGAGGAAGAAGUAAACGAUGCCGUAAUGAAGGAGUACCUGCAGCGCGUCUAUACAUCUAUCCUGUCCAAUGUCGAACUAGCCGAACUGGGGGAGAACAUACCACAGUUGCUCGUGCAGCAGGCACAAUCAGUGGUCAUCAUGCACAAAGCGGUAGACAAAAUACAGAAGGAGCUGAAAAAAUCACGUGAAGAAAUGGAGAAAACGUUACAGGAGCAGCAUCCCGUACUGUCCCGCGUCUAUCCGUGGCUGCGCGCUAAGCUGAACGCCGGAGAGCAGGCAAAGCUGUCGAAAAUUACCUGGGGAGCGCACGAGGAGGCACUGCGGGCUGCGCAGCGUCUCAAUCUGCACCAGACGGUAUAUUUUCUGAAUCGCGACCUAGCGUUCAUGAAAGAGCGGGAACCCGUCUUGCUGAAGGAAUUAAAAAAUGCGAAAACACCAACGCGUAACUUUCAGUGGGCUUGCCGUAUCUGGUCGCCUAAAUCAUGGAUUAUUCGGCGCAGUUUCCAAGGACAUUCGGAAGUAAUACCGACGGUCAUCUGCCAGCAGGCUACCUCGAUCGUUACACCACGCUCAGAUCCUAGUCAGCCCGUCUUCUUGGUCGAAAAGGAGCUGAUCCGUUCUACGAGUACACGUUGGCCGAUGUGGCGCUUGCUAAACCUGUUCCAACGCACCUGGACCUGGACCUGGAACAUAAUGUUCUUGCUCGGUGUCAUCGUGCCCUGGUGCAGUCCACUCGGUUUGCGUGCUCUGUUCUGUAAGAAACCAUUCAUGGCCGAUCUAGAGCUGUCGCAAGUGAAUGGCACACUUUUCCCGCGCAAAACCAGUAUCACGCAGACGAUGUUUUCGCGACUAAUGGAACUGUGGCGUCACAUCUCCAAAGCUCGGACACAUUUCGAGACGGAGCCGGACACAGGAUUCAUAGGAAAGGGCAUGACGCGCCAUUUGAACCGGUUGUACAACUACUUCGUGAAAGGAUUUCUGGGCACACUGGUCAUUUUGGUGCUGUUCCCUCUGCUAUGUUUCGCCGUCAGCGCAUCCAGUCUGGCACUAGCCGUCACAGCCCCGCUCUGGAUGCCAUUCAUUACGGUCACGUUGCAUCUUUACAUGAUGCUGAUCUACGAUCUUGACUGUCCGGACGAGAGCCGACGCAAUCGAUACUGUAUCUUCCUUGAAGCGGUUGGAUGGAACAUUGGCAUUCAGGGUUUGCUUCAACCGUUGGCAGCCGUGCUGGUAGCGUCUGUAAUUUGUCCGUUAAUAGCGGUGUUGGUAUUCUUCGUCGGUAUUGUACGGUACUGGGUGCGUCUAUUUUGGGAUGCCGCUACAUUCCAUUUGUUUAUCAAAAAGUGUGGGCGGGUGCCUGCUAGCGAUAGCUUUGCCGUCCGCCGGAUAGCAGGGCCUGGUUUAGCGCUGGAUUACUAUUUUUCGAUCAAACCAGAACAAGCGCUGGCAGCGUUCGAAGCCAAGAUGGAACUGGAUGAGCUACAGGCAUAUCAACACUCCAUGGAAACUAUCAUUUGCCAGCCGCAAAAGGACUUUAGCCAGUUUGUGGAAGCCUGUUUUGGACCGUUUUCAGCACAGCUUUCCAAAAGUGUUGGUCCAUACCGUCAGCUAGAGCGCGAAGGUCAAGAUCUGAUGACAUCGCUCCACGAGAAGCUAGAGAAGAGGCGGCGGGAUUUGCAAACGGGCCUAACGACUGCGGUAAAAUCGCGCAUCAAGCUGAACACGAUGGAACUAAAAAUUGUGAUUCAGCAGUCAGCAUAUAUGCUGGAAAAAUUCUACCCAUCGCACGUGAUUGCUCGCCUGUCCAUCAGCGAGGAAGAGUUCUGGGAUGCGAAGGGUCUGUCGGUGGGCGAUUGGGCUGGAUUGGCGGGUAUGCUGUACGCGGACAUAUUUAGCCUAGAUUUUUUGACCCCACUUUCCGAUACCGAUACACAAUUCAAGCUAGAACCACACGCACAGUUAGAUUUGCAUCGGUAUAACGAGAUGGUACAAAACACCAGCGAUAUAAUGGGCAUUAAUGGGCCGGAUCUGUUGGGUAAUGUGUAUGCUCCGCGUGGAAACAUUCAAGUCCAUUCGCCAUACUUGGAGGUGUCCGCGUUCAACCCACGAUCGCGCGUAAUGAUCAAUUCACGGCGAGCGGAAAAGCGCAACGAUACGACAUCAUCUGGGUUGACAACGCCACGAGUUCGAGCACGCCGCUCACCAAUGCCGUCGCCGAAACAGAAAACUCAAAGCUGGAAACCAUGGAAGCGAAAACAGCAACCGAAGCAUGCCGCCGACAAGAUGUUGAUUCCGUUGCCCAUUCCGCACCCCGUGCAUAUUGCCAUAUCAAUCUACAAUCGUGACUCGGACCAACCGAUCCCAAUCGAGUCGGAACUUUGCUGGGAGAUACUGCGCUCGAUCGAGGAGUGUCAGGGAGACCAAGAAGCGAUCGAGCGCUUCCGUGAACUGGGCGAUCGGAUCGACGGUCACCAUCACCAUCAUCAUUCGCAUCCGAACCGUUCGGUCGGUUUGAGUGUGGACGGGCUGGCCGCUAUCGAUAGCAGUAUCGAUUCUCUCGACUCCCAGAACUCAUCCAACUCGGGGACCAAGGAUAGCAUGGAUAUGAUAGCGGGUGCGACGGAAACGUUACCAUGCACUAACCGCGAGGUGACGAUCAUGAUGCCCUCUCAAGUGCUCGGAGUAGAUGACGAUGAUGACGUUAACGUGGAUGGCAAUGGUCGCGGGCGCAGUGACGGUGGUGCCGGCGAGAUGAAUCAACACGGCACCACCAAUACAACGGUGGUCAUCAUGCCAUCGGCAAACGGUUCCGGCAGCGUGACGACGGCAACCGUUGCUACCGGUGGUGCCGGUGCCGGCGGAGCGAUAACACCGUCAUCUGUCACCGCCGCCCCGACACACUUCCACUGGACCCUGCGCAAUUGGGGCGGUGGAAAUGGGGGGCAGUCGGGAGCGCAAGGCAAUCGUCGACGGAAUACUAGCUACACGUAUAGCAGUGCUACCACCACUAGUGGUGGCGCAGGCCAGUUGAAUAGUGGCAGCGCCACCAAUUCGGCCAACGAUAGUCAGCUGGACCAAAUCCGUGUCGAUCUAGCCAGUCCGGAAGACAUUUCGCUUGAUACCGAUAGUUCACGGGCGAUGUUUACUGCUGCGUAUGGUACAUCUGUUUGAACAAAAAAUUAUCUUUCCAGAGGUAAGGGAUCGAACAAAGUUUGAUUGGUUCAAUUAAAACACCUACCACCAUUUAUUUGUAGCGGUGUGAAGCAGUUUUAAACUAAGCAUCGUGUGCAAAGGUCGGAAAAUGAUUGGAAGCAAUGGCAACCCACACACACCCAAGUUGCACACACUCUAUUCAUUAUUCUUCUAAUUUCAAACGGCAUGGGCGGCAUGUAAAUUUUAAGGAAAUUUACGAAAAUGCAUAUUGUAUUUCCAAUUUUAACCUCCACCAACUAAGCUCUCUAAACGUAUACACUAAUUUGAUAGAUGAUAGCUGUUUCUGUACAGUCACUCUCAGUGCAUCGAUGAUAGCAAAGCGUUGUAGAUUAUGCUCUCUUAUUAUAUACGUUUUACGUGUGUCUAGUCGCAUUCAUGUACGUCUUCUUCUGAUUUUGUUAUGUUAUGAUUUGUUUACAUAAUUGCAAGUGAUGCUCUCUCCAACCCGGUUGCGUUUCCUAGUUCCGCUUGGUCGAUAUGCGCAGAACUCGAUUGUCCUUACCAUAACAGGAGCACAUCGUAUGGAAACGAUGAGCCCAUAACCACAAUGAUAGAAGAGUAUCAUGAUACAAUCUCGCUCACCGAACGAGACGGUAUACUGAUCCCAUUCUGGGGAACAAUGCUACAAACAAACUAAUGCUAAUACUUGAAAAGCUGCAGUUCGCCUGUAGGUGGGUGAAAUGGGGUGGGGUAUGUGAAAUAAGGGUGAUACAAAACAAGUGACUAAAAUAAUUUCGUUGAAUGUGGCAAACUUUGAAUCUUAUCGAGAAUUUAUCUGAUAUCGAAGAAGAAAAGCGGAGACAGGAAUAUAGAGAGAGAUAGAUUAUUGAAUAUAUUUUCGCCCUCUUUCCCUCGUUCCUUCUCUUUCGCUUAGUCUUUUUAAUCGUUAAUCGUACACAUAUACCAAUCUAAAAUACUUACUACCCUGUAGAAAGUCAACUAACACGGUGUAGCGUAUUAUUGCUAUGGAGUAUCGCAGAAUACAUUCAUUACGAUGUACAUUACUAACAACAGUACGUUCACAUAAGCCAGCAAAAAGAGGUAAAGAGAGAAGAAAAAAAACAGGAUCGAAAAGGAAGAGGUAGCAUAGUUUGGAAAACACCCAUUUUCAUGCCAAGAAAUCAGGAAUAAGAAAAAUCAAGCUAUCGUCAAACAUAUGGUAGUGGCAACAUUCACAACAUACAGUUGUGUUUAAACAAUUAAAUAACACAAUAACUUGCACCGCAUUGAUACGUUGAGCUCUUUAUCUCGCUAUCUAUUUUGAUCGAUUCCAAUUGUACCGGCCUCGAUUGGCUGGUUUAACAACAUUAAGCUAUAUUUUACAUAUUUUACUGGGUAACCGGCAAGCACAAUAGAAAAAAAUAGUGUAAGAUAAAUGUUUAGCGUUCGGAAUGAAGUAUUCCAACCAAAGGCAUCGUAAAUUCCCGUGAGUUACAUUCGUUUGUCUGUCCAUCAAAACUAAGGUUUACAAAUAAUCUCCUUAAUUUAACAGUAAUUCGUUUUUUGAAACCUAAUGUUUACAAGCGAUAUUCGUUCAGUGUUUUUAAGGCGUGUAUGGCAUCAUUUUGAUUGCUCGUGACUGGGAAGUUUACUUUUACAGUAAUGUUUUAUCGUCGUAUAUUUUCAUUCUUUAUUCCAAUCUUGUUGUGAUAUUCAGUUUGAAGUGUUUUUGGAUCAUUCCAUCGAGCAAACAGAUGAAAUCUUCCGCAGACUUUUUUGUUUUAAAAGAAUCCAUCUAACUAUUCAUAUUGUUGCAUUUCCCGCUACAAAUUAUUAUCAUUUGCAAACGCUGUCAGUCUCGAUCACUACUUAUACAUUUGAAAAAAGGACAUUGGAAUGUAAUUCGUAUACCGCAACCAGAAACCAUCUCCGCCGUUACUGAUAAUUCAGCAAAGUUUUUUUCGCAUUUAAGAAACCCCUAAGCAAACCAAAGAAGAAGACAAAACAAAACAAAAAACAUGACCAAGCUUAGUUCGUCUCAUUAUUUGUUGUACCUUUUUUUGUGCAGCUCUCUAUUCAAGAUUUUAAACUAUUUUUACCUGUUCGCAACAAUGUCGGCAAAUACAAUGUGUAAAACAGUCCGAUUCGUUGCUCUCGGAAGUUGGAUCUUUUUCCUUUGCACUCUUAUAGUCUGCUGAAUUGUGAAUAUCAAUUGAGCGAUGAGUUACUAAAUUAUUUAAUCCAGUAUAUUAUUUACAUUGGGCAAGCUAUCGUUUUAUUGUUGUGUAUUUUUAACAUUGUGUUGUUCUUAAUGAUUUUAAUUUCCCGAUAGUGUCAUGCUUUUUUUUUUUUUGAACGACAUUGCCGUUCAGUGUAUAUACAAAAUACAUGCAUACAUAGAGGUGCUCGAUUUUAUACGAGUAUAAGAUACCGAUCAUCAACCUAUCAGAAAGCUGUAAUCUUUUACACCAAGUUGAAUUAAUCUAAA